AUGACUUCCUUCUGCUCAGCACGUUUACGAGUCCAGGCGGAGCAGCAGGCGCUCGGCUACACACGGGGCCUGUCUCUGUCUCUGCAGACGAGCAGGGGAUCAUUCGUCCACAUGAAGUGCCUGCUGAUCGCCAGUGAAAGUGCUGAGGUGCUUUUCUACUGGACUGACCCAGAGUUUCAGCACAAUGUCCAGCAGCAGUAUGGGGCGUCCCAAGAAGAGGGCCACGGGCUCCCUGCCUUCGAAGACAGCAUCAGCACCCUGUUUGCCCCUGUCAUUAUCUCCUGCAUCACUAUGGUGGACCGACUCGGCGACAGCUAUGCCUCCUUCACCACGGAGAACAACCACGUCUAUGUCCUUCAGCAGUUCGAAGAGUGCCUCUACAUUGCUGUGAAUGGCGACGGUGACGAGGAUGAGGAUGACCUGAGGAGGAAGAUCUACGUGAUGAAGAAGAUGGUCGAGGUGCUGUUUGGAAUGGUGACGCUCAGCAGCACCCUCCUGAGAAAGGAACUGCGACCUCAAGACACGGAGCUGAGAACCCGACUGUGGAAGAAGCUGCAGAGUUUACUUGAGACCUACAGCCACCUGCGCCAGAACGACCAGAGCUUUUUAGUCGAGGCCGUCGAGCGUCUGAUCCAUCCAACACUAUGUGAACAGUGCAUAGAGUUUUUAGAGCGGCGUUUAGUGCAGCAGCUGAACAGCAGCGGCGAGCGCGCAGGAGAGGAGGUGGUGCAUGCCUUCAUACUGGUUCACACCAAACUACUGGCCUUCUAUUCAAGCCGUAAUGCGAGUUCCCUGGUCACCUCUGAUCUGCUGGCGCUCAUCAUAAUGGCACAGAACAUGUAUCCAAGCAGCUCUGAUCUGGACGACAAUGGCCCAGAGGAUGCAGAAAGUACAUCUGGUUCUGGUCCGGAUGUUUUUUACACUCCUGAGCCUUCGCCCUCUGAGGGAGACUCCGAUAGUUCCAAUGGCUCAAGUAAGCUAAAGAAGACACAUGACAUGCCUGUAUUUGAGUUUGUGGACCCAGACCUCCAGAUGGCUGAGGACAGCUUACAGAGUCUAAGGGUCCCUCCUCCUGACCCAUCUACUCCACAAAGAGUUUUCUUAGAAGUGUCUCUCAAAGAGGGCUUGUAUCCCAUGAUGCCUCACUCCAUGUACUGCCUUCCCCUGUGGCCUGGCAUCACUCUAGUACUACUAACAAAAAUUCCCACCAGUGCCUUGGCAAUGCCCAUUUAUGUGUUCUUAGAAGCCUUUGCAAAGUUGGAGAAGCGCCUACAAGAAGGCCACGAAGGCUCAGCCGCCACAAGAGGUCCGCCAGCCAUACAGGAAGUGCGAGGGAAGCUGGAUAAAUUCAUCAAAGUCCUGGGCCCCAGUGAUAUUCAGGCUGUGCCACUAUUAAACGUUUGGACAGAAUUCAAAAACAGAGCUUUUUCCAAAGGAGGACACGGCUUCACAAAAGAUUUGAUCCCUUGGUGUAAGAAUAUGAAGACGCAGCUUUGUGGCAUAUACCGUCAGUGCUUUUUGUCUGACUCCGGAUCAGUGGAUGCCCCUCGCCAUCUAAGCCUCGGUCUUCAGGAACGAGCGCAGGCCCUGGUCCAAGAGAAACUGAUGGACUGGAAGGAAUUUCUUUUAGUUAAGAGUAAAAGAAAUAUUACCAUGGUCUCGUAUUUGGAGGAUUUCCCAGGAUUGAUCCAUUUCAUUUGCAUUGAUCGAUCGACUGGUCAAAUGAUUGCACCGUCACUUAAUAUCACAGAACACAACUCGUCUGAGCUGGGGAAGGGUCCCGUGGCACAGUUCAUCAAAAGAAAGGUCUGGGGGCUUGUAAACGCAGCCCGAAGGUACUUACAGAAAGGCUAUUCCACGGUCACACUUCGUGAUGGGGACUUCUUCUUUUGCUACUUCCUUUGGUUCGAAAAUGAAACGGGAUUCAAAUUGGAUGCUGUGGAUUUGCCUAUUUUACCUGAUGACUCUGCACCAAUUGGAAUGCUCUCCUGGGACUAUUACAGGAAGUUGAGGCGGUUUUACAGUAAGAACCACCAGGGGGAGUUAGUCCGGUGUUUUGAGCUGCUCACCAUUCAUCUGGGGGUCAUCCCCUCUGAGAUCAUCCUCCAGCACUGCAGGCAGCUGGCAAGUAAACUCUGGGAGCCCUCCCGAAACCCUCUGCUCUAG
Knipowitschia caucasica is the source of this 2166-nucleotide messenger RNA. The record is from the annotation of a GenBank genome assembly. NCBI's taxonomy places the organism in Eukaryota, Metazoa, Chordata, Actinopteri, Gobiiformes, Gobiidae.